This is a messenger RNA of Patiria miniata (bat star), 2787 nucleotides long. RefSeq names its product neprilysin-4-like. Lineage: Eukaryota; Metazoa; Echinodermata; Asteroidea; Valvatida; Asterinidae. The transcript is spliced from 23 exons. Gene Ontology annotation, biological process: protein processing. Gene Ontology annotation, molecular function: metalloendopeptidase activity. The record is from RefSeq and is a predicted model, not a curated record. The coding region runs from base 160 to 2478 and encodes 772 amino acids. Gene Ontology annotation, cellular component: plasma membrane.
CAUAAGUACCGGCAAUAUCUUUAACGCGACCAUUUUGAUCUCGUGAUCAGGGAGAACGGCCAACGGUCCGGUAUAUUCAGUAUAAAGUUAUUGGAAGAGGUUUGAUUAGUUGCAUUCUGUGGCGGUCAACGGGAUAUCUCCAUAUUGAGUAGCCCAGCCAUGGAGGACUUGCGUACAAACUCCAAGGCCCAGCUGGCGCUCGAGGACUCUGUCGCCUCCAAGUCGCCCAGUAAGAUUCCCCUCAUUUUGGUUGGAAUCUUCGCUGCUGCCACCAUUGCCCUAACGGCCACCACAAUUGUUUUCGCACUGCAGAAGAACGACAUUGCCGCCGAAUUGGACGAAAUGAAGGCACAUAAUGGGCAAGAGAUGUGCACGACGAAGCAAUGCUAUGACUCUGCGUAUGUUUACUUGGAUAGUAUGAAUCAGAGCAAGAAUCCCUGCGAUAAUUUCUUCGAGUACGCCUGCGGUGGCUGGGUCAAGCGAUACACCGUACCAGAGGACCGGACUAGCUUCUCUACCUUCACUAUACUGAGAGACGAUCUGACGGACAAGCUCAAAGUGCUAUUUGAACGGAGUCCCGUUGCCGGCGAACCCUCGUCGUAUCACAUCGUGAGGAACGACUACCAGUCUUGCGAAGACAUGGACACCAUCAACGCGUUGGGAGCCAAACCUCUGACGGACGUGCUGACUUCGCUGGGCGGCUGGCCGGUGCUGGGGUCUACCGCUGCCGGCGGUAACUGGAGCGCCAGCGAAUUCGACUUCGAGAAACUCUGGGCCGCCCUCAGGGGCACAUACUUUGUACAGCUGAUUGUGGCCACGGACACCUAUCCUGAUCCUAGGAACACGGCCAAAUACAAGUUGGAUGCGUACACUCCUGGUUUCGUGGUACCGAAGGUCGACAUCGAGAAGCCGCACUGGCGGGAUGUGAAGACUUUGAUUGACGAACCAGACGAUUCUGAGGAUUUGGGGAUGAAGAUUCUUUUGGAUGAGAAUUAUUCGAAGGAGAGGAAAGCGUACCUCCAGUACCUGAUCGACAUUGCCGUGGCUCUGGGGGCAGACGAGGCAGUAGCGAAGACGGAUAUGACGAACCUCAUCGAGUUCGAGUCGCAUAUGGCUAACUUGAGUGCGUUGCAUCCAGACUCUGGCAAUACUGAAUACACCCUCAAGCAAAUUGGAAUGGAUGUGAUCGACUGGAAGCGUUUCUAUGAACUAAUGUUGCCGGCAAGUGUCGUCCCAGGAGUAACAGACGACGAGCCCAUCGUCAACUACAGGCCCAACUACAUCGGUAACGUCACCAUGUGGAUAAAAGACCAAGACAACAGGGUCAAGGCCAACUACAUGAUCUGGCGUCUGGUGAGUCGGAUGAUCCCCUUCAUGAGCGAGACAUUCCUGGCCAUCCGGCAGAAGUACCAAGAGGCAGUGGACGGCACGUCGACUCCCACGGCUCGCUGGAAGACAUGCACCAACAACGCCAAUGACCAAUACGAGUAUAUCAGUGGUAGGAUGUACGUGGAUGACCACUUCCCUGAGGAGGCUAAACAAAAGACGCUCGACAUGAUUAGAAAUUUGCAGACGGCUUUCAAGUCCAUGCUGAAAACAAAUGACUGGCUGCAGGAGGCAGACAAAGGCGUGGCUGCUGAAAAGGCGGAUGCCAUGGACAUCGCCAUUGGUUACCCAGAAUGGAUCAAAGACAACGCUAAGCUAGACGCGGAGUAUGCCGAUCUGACUGCCAAGGACGACGAGUAUUUCCAGAAUAGCCUGAAAUUCCGCAAUUGGACAGCCCAGGCUGAAUUGGCGCUCUUACGUCAAGACGUGGACGUUGAUAAUUCACUGUGGUCUAUCGUUGGGCCGGCCGUCGUCAAUGCUUUCUACAGUCCAACCAGAAAUGGAAUUUUGUUCCCUGCGGCCAUUCUCCAACCGCCUUUCUACCACAAGGAUCUUCCCUGGUACUCCAAUUAUGGUGGAAUCGGUGUCGUCAUUGGGCACGAGAUAACCCACGGUUUUGACAACAACGGGAGGCAGUACGACAAAGACGGCAACUUCGUUGUCUGGUGGAGUCAAGAGUCCAUCGACAAUUUCUUGCAGAAGGCGCAGUGCAUCAUCAACCAGUACUCCGGAUUCGUCAUGCCGGAAAACAAUAGACACCUGAACGGAGAGCAGACGCAGGGUGAAAACAUUGCUGACAACGGAGGCCUGAGAGAGUCCUACAAGGCCUAUAUGGACAACAUACCCAAGCAACCUCGUCUCCCUGGCAUUGACUUCACUGAAGAGCAGAUGUUCUUCCUGUCAUUUUCCCAGAUUUGGUGCAGUGUGUUCAAACCUGAAGGAGUGGAUAACUACAUCGACAAUGGAGUGCACAGUCCUGGCCGAUACAGAGUCAUCGGUCCGCUUCAGAACAACGAGGCGUUCAGCGCUGCGUUCAACUGUCCGGCUGGAAGCUACAUGAACCCGGACACCAAAUGCAAAGUCUGGUACUAACUUCCUCCAAGGAUAGACCUUAUGUGUGGCGGUCAUCUUAGAGGGCAUCAUUUGUUGUUUUAAUUCAGUAACAAUGAAUGCACAAAAGGGCCACUCAUGCGUAUCCCAGCAAAACAAAACACAUUGCCUAAGAUGGCUGCUUAGCGUUCAUCGUAAGAAACAUUCCAUUCUUCAUUUGUAAAACAUCACAAUUGAAAAGCAAAUUACAAUUGAACUUUGAACAGAUUUUCUAAUUGGGUUGAAACUUGAUAGAGCUUUUCAUGAUUAUAGUCGUGUUCCCUAACGUGGCGCACUUCGAAGCUUACCCAA